UCAGGAAGUUGACAGAGUCAGACUUCGCUGAACCACUACCUAGAAAAGACAAGAUGGCUAAAUACGCUCUGUUUGAGUCAGAAGAAGAAGAACUCAGGAUGGUUCUAGUUGGGAAAACUGGAUCUGGAAAGAGUUCAGCAGGAAACACCAUCUUAGGAGAAAAGGCUUUUAAAUCAACAAUGAGUCCUUCCUCAGUAACUUCAGAGUGUCAGAAAGAAACAGGCUUGUUUGAUGGUCAGACACUGGCUGUGGUUGAUACUCCAGGUCUGUUUGACACCAGAAUAAGUCAAGAACAAGUGAUAACAGAGAUCGGUAGAUGCAUCUCAUUCUCUGCUCCUGGACCUCAUGUGUUCCUGGUGGUGAUUCAACCAAACAGAUUCACAGAAGAAGAACAGAAAACAGUGAAACUCAUUCAGGAGAUCUUCGGAGAAGAAGCAGCUCGUUACACGAUGGUCUUGUUCACUCAUGGAGACGAUCUGGAGGAAGAUGAAGUUUCAAUCAAAGAAUACUUAGAUAAUCAGCCUCUCAGUGACUUCAUUAAACGGUGUGGAGGAAGAUUUCAUAUCUUCAACAAUAGAGACAAAGAUCCAUCUCAGGUCAGAGAGCUGGUAAAAAAGAUCAACUCAAUGGUUCAGAGAAAUGGAGGAAGAUGCUACACCAACGACAUGUUCAGAGAAGCUGAGAGAGCCAUAAGAGAAGAGAUAGAAAAACUACAGAGAGAAAAUCCAAACAUGAAGAUUGAAGAAGCAAGAAAACGAGCUGAGAGAAAAAACAAGUUCAUCAAGCUCUUUAUUACGGCUGCUGGAGCUGCUGCUGGAGCUGCUGCUGGAAUUGGAAUAGAAAUUGCUAUUGGAGCUUCCAUUGGAGCAGUGGGGGGUCCAGUUGGAGCUGCAGUGGGAGCUCUGGUUGGAGUGGUAGUGGGUUCUACGCUUAUGGCAGUUAAAAAAAAGCAAUGUGUCAUUCAAUGAUUUCCAUUGUUAAUUAUCCAUCAGCUGCAGCUUUUCUAUGUAACAAUCAUAUAUAUUAUUGAUUAUGUGAUGAAUGUAUUUAAAGACGUCUAUUGAAGUCUUUAAAUAAAAGAUAGAAUUUGAGCCAUCCAAUGAAGCUUUAUAAAUCAAAGAGAUUGACUACUGAUUAUGGUUGACUUGUUGUUCUGUCAGAGGAGGAUAUAAAUAAAUUUCUGCUGAACACAUUGAGAUGUCUGUGUUGA
This is a messenger RNA of Mugil cephalus (flathead mullet), 1210 nucleotides long. Its product is annotated as GTPase IMAP family member 7-like. The transcript has 2 exons. The record is from RefSeq and is a predicted model, not a curated record. Gene Ontology annotation, molecular function: GTP binding. NCBI's taxonomy places the organism in Eukaryota, Metazoa, Chordata, Actinopteri, Mugiliformes, Mugilidae. Bases 54 to 968 code for a protein of 304 amino acids.